AUGUAUAACACGUUUUUCGAGCAACUAGAGGAGUUUCCCAUUGUGGUAUGCCGGGAGUGUCGCCAUGCCGUGUGGCCCAGCCAGAUUGAAACGCAUUUGCGUCGCGCGCACCGUUAUGUGUCCACCACCAUGCGCGUCACAUUGGCCGAUGAUGUUCGUACAUGGCCCAACAUCGCGCAUGACCCGAUCGAGUUGAAUAUCCCGGCCACCCGGACCACAGCGAUCCAACAGUUGGUCGCGCCCGUUGAUGGAUAUCGAUGUCAAUUGAGUUCCCAUUCGUGCCAAUACAUAUGCACUACCAUGCCCACCAUGCGGCAGCAUUGGAUCAAGCAUCAUCAGUGGUCCCGGACCCGAAAGAUCGGACAGCCCACCCACAUGGAGCAGAAACAGAUUCAGCACGAGCAGGACCAGGCAUGCCGUCCCGUUCAAUGCCAGCGGUUGUUUCCCGUCAAGGCCAACUCGCAGUAUUUUGCGAUUAUUCCCGAGACGGAUGAAGCCGUGGCCCCCGACGGUGAUGCGUGCGAGACGUUAAUCCAGAACAUGCAGGCGCAUUGGCGCAGCGUGCAGGAGGCCGCGGAUCGGAAGAUCCAGGCCGGCCAGGUCGACGAGGCCAACCCGUGGUUACGGCGAACCGAGUGGGUGAAGUAUUUGGGGGAGUUCGACAUCCCCGAUUUGAUACAGAGUGUGAGCCCACCCCCCGCGGAUAUCGACGGCCAGCCGUCCAUCGAGCCGGAAGCCCACGCCAUUUGGACGGCCAUGGCGCGGUUGGCCACGAUCAGCCAGUUGUCCGUGAUUCACCAGAUUGGGGUGUUUGUGCGGUUGGAAGCCAUCCGGACCGAGCAGCAUCAGACGCGGUACACCCCGUUAGAGGCGUACCAGGAUGAGGAGUCAAUCGUGAAGCAGGUGCGGCCGUGGCAGGAGAUGUUGAUGUUUUUUUGGCGUACGCAGCAGCCGCACGAGUGGACCAGUCCCCCGUAUCGAUUCACGCGACGACAGCGCAUGGCAUGGGAGCGGUUGGUCGACGCGGUGCGGAUUCCACCCACCCGCCAGGUGAGCAAGGGUAAGGUGAUCACGCGAUCCGGGGCCACGCGGGCACCGUGGGUGGAGGAAGAGGAGGAAGAGGAGGGGGAGGAGGAGGAGGAGGAGGAGGAGGAGAGAGACACCAUGUCGAUUGAUUCGUUGUCCGUGGACAGCAACGAACCCGAUUUUUUCAAUGAUAGGAGUGACGGGAUAGAGAAGACGAUGGAGGAGACGGCCAUGGGGAGAACGCGCAUCACCCGACGGGAGUACGACAGCGCAUUAGUGUGUGCCGCAGCCGUAUUGGGGGUUCGUGAGGGCGGUUUCCGUACGCCCGAGGAUUACCCGCCCAUUUUAUCGCGAGUGAUCAAGGUCGCGCGGUUCAUGGUGGUGAAGAAAGCCGUCGAAUUGAGUGACGAGCCCGAGGAGGAGGAUGCGGCCGAGUUGCCCAGUUCCAUGGACCACACGGAUUGGGACAGCGCAUAUGGUGGAUCGCCGCCACCCAGUUCGCCAGGCCGCAAAGGAUGUUUGCAGUGGGUGACCCAGAUGAUGGAUCGGUUCAUGGUGCGCGGAUCGCAAGGCCCCACGCAAUGGAUGUUGGAUUUGCGCACAUAUGGGUUGAAGAUCCAUUACAACACGACCAGCGCCGGCCAUGUACAGUGGCAGAAUGGGGACGAGUUAUGUUAUAAGGACCGGCAGUUCACCAUGAAUGAGUUUCGUGGCAUGGUGCACGCGGUGGUCCAGGACGCGCGGCGGAUAUUGAUCGACGACAUAUUAGGAUGCCCGUCCGACGCCGUGCCAGCCAUUCCAUGGGACCGUUUGUAUGACGACCCCAGCAAUAACCAGGCACGAUGGAGUUUUUUACAGGACACCCGAACGCAAUGGCCCGUGGAUGGGGAGCAUUGGAUGUGGCAUCGAAUCCGUCAGGACCCAGCCGUGCGGCGUCGAUUCAUCCAGGCCGACGGGCAAGGGUUUCAUCCGGCGCGAUGGAUGGCGUAUCAGAACCGGAUCACUGCGUUUUUAGAGAAGUUGUUGGUGGCCAUCCAGUUCACAUGGGGUCAACCGGCGCGGGCCCCCGAGUUGUUGAGCAUCCGGCACGAGAACAGUCCCAUGGGUGGGAUCCGUAAUAUGUUUAUCGAGGAUGGCAUGGUGGUAUUGGUCGCGCAGUACCACAAGGGUUACCAAUUGAGCGGCGACGUUAAGAUCAUCCAUCGAUAUUUACCACGCGAGGUGGGUGAGUUAUUAGUGUGGUAUUUGUGGUUGGUGCAGCCGUUCGAGCGGGUGGUCAGUGGAAAUAUAUAUCAACGGGACCAGGUGUCCAGCCAUAUUUGGACCGCCCACCCACACCAAGCGAAAUGGAAUUCCGAACGAUUACGACACAUAUUGCAGCGCGAGAGUGCCAUGGGAUUGCGCGGUCAAUCAUUGCACAUUGCAUCAUAUCGUGAGGUUGCGAUUGCCAUCAGCCGGCGGUAUUUACGCAACAAAUAUCGAUUUGCGGCGGAUGAUGGAGACGACCCCGAGGCCAUGGACGAGGUGCAAUUGUUGGCCGAUGCCGCCGAUCGUCAGGCCGGGCAUGAUCCACACACGGCCGGUGGCAUAUACGCCCGGGAGAGCCGCGAGUUGUUUGGCGCCAUGGCGUCCAUGCGAGAACGAUAUCGUGGUAGCAGUCAGGAUUGGCAUACAUGGUUAGGGUUUGCAUCAUGCCAGCCGCCGUCCGACCCGGAUGCCGAUCCAUUUAGCGCGCCCCCAGCAUCCAGCACAUCGUGGUUCACGGACGAGGCGCAGCGCAGCCGGGAGGAACGGUGGCAGCGGAUGCAGCGCAUGGAUGUCGACCAGGCGUUGCGCGACAUGAUGGGACCGGACGCCGCAUUUCGCGGGCCACAGAAGCAGAUUGUGCAGGCCGUGAUCCAAGGACAGAGCCCGGUCAUCGGCGUGAUGCCCACCGGUGGUGGCAAGAGUUUGUUGUUCAUGUUGCCGGCAUGGAUGGCCCGCGGUGGCACGACGGUCGUUAUCAUCCCAUUGGUGUCGUUACGAGAUGAUUUACAGCGUCGAUGCGCGGAAUUAGACAUUCAAUGUGUCGCAUGGAACAACCGGCAACCCGCCGAUGGUGCAUCGAUUGUGUUAAUCACGCCCGAGUCCGCCGUACGUGACGAAACAUUCAGCACGUUUUUAAACCGCAAGCAGUUCACCGGCCAGUUGGACCGGAUCGUGAUCGAUGAAUGCCACAUCGCAUUGCACGACCAGUACGAUUUCCGCAAGUCGAUGACGCAGUUGGGGCAGUUGGUCCGGUACCGUGCCCCCAUGUUGUUGUUGACGGCGACGAUGCCCCGAGAGGACGAGGAGCGAUUGUGCCAGCGGAUGUAUUUCCCCCCCAGCACCGUGCAUUGGAUCCGCGCGCGUACCAGUCGUCACAACAUUGCAUAUCGGGUGGUCCGCAUUGCGCGGCCGCAGGAGCAUGGCCGACGUGGUGACGUGGGAGCGGCCAUCAUGGCGUGGAUUGAACAGGAGAUCCCGCGAUAUUCGCCCGGCAAGGUGGUGGUGUACGCCAACAGCCGGCACCAGACGGAGCAGGUCGCGGAGGCAUUGGGAUGCGGUGCAUACCAUUCCCACACGAUUGAUCGAGCCGGGAUGUUGAGCACAUUCCGACAGACGCCCAGCGGCGUCAUCGUGGCCACCAGUGCAUUAGGCAUGGGCAUCGAUAUCCCCGACAUCCGGUGUGUGAUCCACGUUGGGCGUCCCCGAUCGUUGUUGGAUUAUGCCCAGGAGAGUGGGCGUGCCGGGCGAGAUGGGCAGGGCAGCACGGCGGUGAUGGUUUUGGACGGUAGUGGUGGUGGAUGGGGGGACCCAGUGACCGAUCGAGAUGCGGGAUCAUUGCGGGCAUUGGAGCAGGUACAGCGGUACAUUGAUCAGCCAUGUCGACGAGGCGUGUUCGAUCCAUAUUUGGAUGGGGAGGUGGAUGGGUACCAGCGGCAGCAGUGCGAGGAGGGUGAAGCGGCGUGUGAUGGAUGUUGUGCGGCAGCCAUACCGGUUGAGACGCAGGCCACAUCACCGACCACGCAGAGUGAGACCCCGGCCAUAUCACCGGCCAGGCGGGUUCAGGUCCAGGCCAGAUCACCAGUCCCGGCACCGGCGCGGUCCCCGAAACGAAAGUUAAGCGAGGCAUUCACCAUGGUGACAAUGCCGCAUGCCCGGCGGAGAGGAUACAACGAGCCAUGGGAGCAAUUACGAUCACACAUCGAGCGUGAGGCGCGAACGGUGGAUUCCAUCCGGGAGCAUUUUGACCGGUGGGUGGGACGAUGCCGGAUUUGCGCGAUGCACGAGGCACCCAGCGAGCAUUUCACGUAUCAAUGUCCCCGGGCCGAAGGCCAACAGGCGGCGGCGUGGAUCGAGGAGACCAUCCGCAAGGUGACCGGGAAUCAACGCGAAGAUGGGAGGAACGGGUAUGAGGAUUAUGCGGUAUGUUUUCAGUGCCAUUCGCCGCAGUGGAUAUGUCCACGAUGGGUUCGUGUCGAUCAUGGUGGAUAUCAGCGUACCAAAGAAGCAUGUCGAUAUUUGGAGACGGCGGCGCACACCAUGGCGCAGUUGUUGCAUGGACCGAUGCGGGAGGUGAUCCAGCCAGCAUGGGAGCGGCGGUUGGCGCAGAUGCCCGGGGGAGGGGUCCCCCAUGAGAACCAGGCCGCGUUGAUUCGUCAUUUUCAGCGGAAGUUUGGAAAACGUGGAGAGGAGCGUAGUGGGUUGGUAGAAGAGAUGACGUGGAUGUGUUCAUGGGUCGACGAUACGAUGCAGGUAGAUGUCGAGAGCAGUGAGGAUUCCAAUUCAAUCAUAAGCCAUAUGUAG
Molecule: messenger RNA, 4854 nt
Organism: Talaromyces rugulosus
Lineage: Eukaryota; Fungi; Ascomycota; Eurotiomycetes; Eurotiales; Trichocomaceae
Exons: 2
Coding region: 1-4854 (1617 amino acids)
Biological process (GO): double-strand break repair via homologous recombination
Cellular component (GO): cytoplasm; chromosome
Molecular function (GO): four-way junction helicase activity; ATP binding; nucleic acid binding
Source: RefSeq, a predicted model, not a curated record